This is a messenger RNA of Cooperia oncophora, 585 nucleotides long. The record is from the annotation of a GenBank genome assembly. Lineage: Eukaryota; Metazoa; Nematoda; Chromadorea; Rhabditida; Trichostrongylidae.
AUGCUUGCGCAAGGCAUCCGGCCAUCUGACAACAAUCAGCUCAAAUUUCAGUUCGGUCAAGCUCUCGAUGGCCAUGUGUGUGGUUCACCUCAGCUGGUGUCACGUCAUCAACAUGCAGCCAGCUCACUUCUCGAUGUGAUCUCUGACAGACAACCAAAAACCGUCGCUUCUGCUGACGAAACCAGCACUACCUUCCUUGACCUGCCUAGAGAGGUAAAUUCUGUCGCUGGUUGCUUCCGCACGCGUUUCCUGACCGGAUCGCUCUCUUUGGAGACGCCAACGGCACACGAAGCCCUUCAAUGCAUCAUUGAUCGUGAAGAUCGUUUAUGGCAAUCGCUAUGUGAAUUCCAUUUCACACCUGCCCAAAUCGAUCAACGAAAGACGCCAGCGAAGACAUGGCGGCAGACGUUCUUCGAGCUGAAGAAGUACAAUGGUAUACGUGAGGUGUAUGCAGAUCUCAUCAACAUUUGUUGUCAUUGUAAGGCGUUAUUUUGGAAGACAUUGGGACAUCCAUGUCUUCGACCGGGUUCGCCUUCGGUGCGGGUCACACCACAACAAUUCGUCGACAUGCUUAUUUACCUCUAA